UCUCCUUUACUUUCGUCGUUGCUCCCCUUGUGGCUAAAUUUGGUUCUGGAGCGCGUGCCUCAGGUCAUGGGUGGCGAUAGUGCAUAUUAUUUUAGAGGCAGUGGUGGUGGCGACGGCAGUGGUGGUGGCGGUAGUGGUGUGUAGUGAGGAGUGGUCGUUAUCUCUGCCUCUUGGAGCAACACCACCCCACCAGCCCACCACCAACCGGUCUGCAUUCACACUCAGCUCAUGAAGGCGCGGAGUGUCUGGGCGGAAGAAGAGGCUGUGGAAAGGUUGAAGCGAAGCCUUGACAUAACAGGUGCGCCGGCAAUCGUCAGCAGGUUAUGGUGCUGAGAGAGUCCCCGCUUCACACACCACCGCCCGCUAAGAGGAACGACACGAGAUCACUACCCUUGGGAACGCCAGGUGCUGUCGAUGUGGGCUUGGUGUUCCUCUUGAAACUGUCCGCAGAUACUAUUGAAAAAUGUUUAAAAGAGUAUGGUUAUGGCGGCUGCGCUCACGUUCCCAGAUCAAACCCGCCGUGGUCGUGACAGUGUGUCUCGCCGCGUCCAUCUUCGUUUUAGACAGUUCCAUGACUGCAAGAAGCGUACCUCGUGGACAUCCCUCUUAUCCCGAGGACACCACCACCACAACCACCACCACCACCACCACCACCAGCACAGUGUCCACACCACCACCGUCACUCCAGCACUCUCACAGUGAUGCAGCCCGGGCCAUGAAUUCCCACAGUGUAAUUACCGCCUUAAAAGGUGCCUCUGAUAGACUUGAAGCUAAUAUCGAGUCUGAUAAAACGACGGGAGGAAGACUCUCCAAUGAAAGACUUUUCAUUUUCAGCGAGAAUGUUGGAAAACACGGUGAAGACAUUCAUACGCAGAUUGGAGUGAGCGGAGAAUCAAAGAUAACUGAUACAAAGAGCGUGAAGAAGAGUCCGAGUCCAUCAUUUGGCUUCGUAAAUAGGGAUUUCAAGCCUCCCCCGCCGCGACAGAGGCGUGGCGGUGGCGGACUCAUGGAUGUCAUUCAGGGAUUCAUGAAGAGCGGCUCGCUGCUCGGUCCAGGAAAUCUGUUAGGAGCCAUAGCUGCUCUUAAAAAAUUCGAGACUGUCAACCAUAAGCAAAGUAAAGAUGAAAUUCAAAACGAUUCCAAAGUACCACCAGUGGGAAUCGCACGUGAUCCGGGGCGUCAUAACAGUGGCAAUAGAGAACAAAAGCCAGGCCUGUGGGAGGGAAGUGGAAGGUUUAAAGGUCAAACAGAAAAUACAAAAGACCAAAAUGGGCAAGAUCGUUUUACAGCUGCACAAAAACCGUACCGACCAACGUCUGAUGAAAGCAGAGGAAGAGGGAAGCAGGAUGGCAUGCCCUCUCACGGUCACGGCGGAUCCCCGGUAGGAAGUGUUUUGGGAUCCCUAAUUAGUAAUCUGGCCCCGAUGCUGCUGUCUAGUGGACGCACCAAGAACGACAGGCAAAUGGAAGGAGCGAGCGCUGUGUCGCAUUCUAACAACCUUCAGGCCUUAAUGGGUGGCUUAGGCCCUCUCUUCCUGGCUGGAUUUGGGGGCCUUGGAGGAAAAAGGAGAGGCCCUGACUCGCCAUCUGACUCAAUGAAGAUGAAUUCCCUACAUACAAUCAUGAGUCAGGUUGGGUCAUCUCUCAUGGCGGAGGCAGCAUUGCACCCUAACUCAAAGGUUCCUCUACAGUCUCUUUUUGCCAACCUUGGACCACCUCUCCUCUCCUUCUUUACGCAAGGGAACGAUCAGAGCGCCGACAGAAAGGGAACGGCGAACUCCAGCCCCGUGCAGGCCAUUCUAGGAGGGCUGCUUCCACUUCUUAAUCCUGGUAUGUCGCAGCAGAGUGAGCUUUCCCAUGGCAGGGACAGAAACAGGUCACCUCAAAGCCCAAUUCAAAGCAUCGUUAAUGGAAUGGGACAGAGCAUUCUUAAAAAUCAGACUGGGCUGGGUGGACUCCUGGCCGGGAUGGCGCCUGUAUUAAUGUCAGGGGCGGCGAGGCGAGGAUCGAGGACGCUACAAGAGGUGGAAGUGGAUGCUGAGGCCGGAUCUGACUACAAUGGCGUGGCGUCAUCUGGUGGUUUCGAGAGUGAAGGCGGAAGGCAGGACGCGAGCCGUGCGGCAGUGAGGCUGCUGGUGCGGGCGGCGGCGUCAUCACUCCUGCCGGAAGAACUGCCGGUACCGGAAAUUAACUCCACGAAAAGUCUGUGGGACAUGGCUGUCAAUCUGGCGUUUGGAAAUCCACGCAACUUCCACGAGAGAAACAGCAGGUUUUGGCAGUGGGUCAAGGCGUACAUGGGCGACGAAUCACGAAGGAGCAGCAGGAUCAGCGAGGACUUCAACCCAGCGUGGGUCACCGCGGCCCUCACCGCCAACGCAGCACAGCGCGAGGCAAGCGCCCACACCCUCACCAAGCUGUAUCAACGUCUGGAGGACCCACAGCCUUUGUGUCAGCACGUCCGUUCCAUAGGAGGACUCUUCAAUUGGAGGACGGGAGUGUUAGUGAACGCGAGGGACGUGUGCAUGGACUCUGACGUGGCCCCUAGGAGCAAGGGCUGCAUGGUGUACUCCUUCGGUGUAAAGGAUGAAUGGAGCUUCGAGGAGGACAUGGAGGACAUUGGCUGUGAGGUGUGGGCGUUUGACCCAACUAUGACCACGGGCAACCACAACCACUCCUCGGCCAUUCACUUCUACAAUCUGGGUCUGGCUUCGUCCUCCUCUCCCACCACCGCCACCAAGAAGGGACAGCGAUGGUACCUGUUCCCUCUGGCCGGGGUGAUGAAGAGACUGGGCCACGCCACCUCCACCAUUGACUACCUCAAGAUGGACAUUGGUGGCAGCGAGUGGCAAGUGCUGCAUGAAACGGCCACUCACAGUCGCCACGCGCUCACAAACCUGAGACAGCUUGGAGUGGAGGUUCACUUGGAGGCCGCGCUGAGGGACCCCAGCCUCUAUACUCUGUACCUUGACGUUCUGGAGGGACUGGAAGGCCUCGGAUUUCAACUAUUCUCGUCCAACGCGACUCAGAGGCACGGAUGGACCUACCACGACCCGCUGCUGGGCCGGCGGGUGAGCCUCCACUACGACCUAGUCUUCCUGAGGGUGUAGCUUGGAGAGAGAGAGAGAGAGAGAGAGAGAGAGAGAGAAUGCCAUUUAUUUAUUUUCACCGUUAUGAUAAGAUUAAAUUAUGUUGAUGAAAAGACAAUUAUUUCACUCAGGAAAGCAUAGAGUCGAGUGACGCUUUUAUCGCUACGGUGUCAGUAAGGCUUAUCAAUGCGUGUGUGUAUGUGUAUGUGUGUGUGUUUGUGUUUGUGUGUGUGUGUGUGUGUGUGUGUGUGUGUGUGUGUGUGUGUGUGUGUGUGUGUGUGUGUGUGUGUGUUCAUAAAUAGAUACAUGUGAGGAAUGCUGACAGUUAAUCAUGAUUUUAUUGAAAGUGGCUGAAAAAUAAAGCAACAUGAACAGUAUGAAAAAUCAGGAGGAAGAAAUGAACUGACUUUUGUGAUACACAGUGCAGGAGAAAAGAAAAAUGUGUAGAAAUACUAAGUGAAAAAAUGAAGAAAGAAAGGAGAAAAAAACAAAACAAGGAAAGAUGGGUUCCGAGUGUGUGUGUGUGUGUGUGUGUGUGUGUGUGUGUGUGUGUGUGUGUGUGUGUGUGUGUGUGUGUGUGUGUUACAGCUGACCUGAAGGCUGCGUACUCCUCCUGUGUCUCCUCGUCCCUGAGGCGGCUACUGUUGUGAGUAAUGAGAGGCUUUCAUGAGUCGUAUAAGGCAAUUUCCGUCUCUUGUUAUUCUUUUUCUUUCGGUUUGUGUUUUUUUUUCGUAUGUUAAUUAAUUUUGUCCACGUGUUUGUUGAUGACGGCCUUGGAUGGUGUCUUGUAUUUUGUGUGUAUAUAUAUAUAUAUUUAUCUGUCUGUAAAUGACGUCGUUUCUAUAUGUAGGUUAGGUGGUAUGCACGACUGUAUGUAUGUUUGUAUGUGCUUGACAUUAUUUAUUGAUUUAUUUUUCUUUUAUGUAAGACUGACAUUGGCCAAGGACAGCGAAAAGAGCAAAGAGAAAGUGCAUUGAAGUGCCAGUCCCUAAAGGAAAGCCAAAAGGGUCAUCUUAGAUUAGAGAAUAAGUGUCUGCAGAACGUUCAAGUCAAAAGGAGAAAAUACAUAAAUGGGCAAAAGUUCCAGAGGUUAUAUAAACCUUUCUGUUAAGUGAACAUACCCUCAUCACCACCACCACCACACCACCACCACCACCACCACCACCACCACCACCAC
Messenger RNA from Portunus trituberculatus (swimming crab), 4262 nucleotides. RefSeq lists its product as uncharacterized. The record is from RefSeq and is a predicted model, not a curated record. Bases 464 to 3106 code for a protein of 880 amino acids. NCBI's taxonomy places the organism in Eukaryota, Metazoa, Arthropoda, Malacostraca, Decapoda, Portunidae. The transcript has 10 exons.